Apis mellifera (honey bee) is the source of this 14799-nucleotide messenger RNA. It is a transcript of the gene Myc, whose product is annotated as transcriptional regulator Myc-B. The record is from RefSeq and is a predicted model, not a curated record. Gene Ontology annotation, biological process: regulation of transcription by RNA polymerase II. The transcript has 4 exons. NCBI's taxonomy places the organism in Eukaryota, Metazoa, Arthropoda, Insecta, Hymenoptera, Apidae. Gene Ontology annotation, molecular function: protein dimerization activity; RNA polymerase II cis-regulatory region sequence-specific DNA binding; DNA-binding transcription factor activity, RNA polymerase II-specific. Bases 781 to 2217 code for a protein of 478 amino acids.
GCAGUGUCCUUAAGUAGCGACGCGAUUAUCGAGCGAUACGAACUCGGCGGCUAAAUAUUCGAGGGCUGUGUGUAGUGAGGGAAGAGGAGUGGGGCACGACGCCGAGUGGCACGGCCCUGACGCCGGGUCCCGUAGCGGUGGGCAUGCCUGCGGAAGAUGGAAGGCGCACGAACCGAAUGGUGUAGUUGCCUUUAACCGGCCUUAAUGUGAAGAUCGGAUCGCCGCCGAUCAGCGUACGCGUGCACAAGAACGAGAGUUAGAGCCACCGGCUUAUCGUACGGAUCGCGCCGAGAAUGAAAUUCUCUCUUUGCCUGGUAGAAUAUAGCAGCAGAAGUAGUAGUAGCAGUAUCUCGUCGUACGACAGUCUCGACAAUAAAAGAAAACGGCUGGAACGUUUAUGGCCAAACGGCAGUAGUACCGGCGGCUGUUUCGCCUGAACGGAUUUAUUUUUCGUGCACGCAUUUUCCACGCGUUUCCACUGGACGGUGAAACGGAAAGAAGCUGCGCCGUUUUUCUUUAUUUUUUUUUUUUUUCUUUCAUUUCGGUUUUUGCUCAGUGCCGCGUAACAUCUCGUCCUCGCGUGGCUUGUCCUCUUAUUCGAGACCAGCCAAUCUCGGAAUCUAUCUAGACACGCCUUGCAGAAGAAAAAGAGGCGGGACGCGCCUUAAUUCGUUCUAUUGGUUUCGUUUUUAGCGCGAGAUUCAAACUCGCGCCAAAGUGUGUUCCACAGUGGAUACUAUUUCUCUUUCGGGUUACAACGCUAAGUGGCCGACAGGCGAAAUGCCGGUGCCAGUUUGGGAUUGCUCUGACCUAGGCCUGUUGGACGAGCCUCUGGCUACCACGACAGUGGUAUCCGAUGACAUAUGGAAGAAAUUCGAUUUUGACUUCCCUCUGGACCGUUUGGACGCCGUCCAUACGGAUGUGUAUCACGAGCGCACGUUCGAGGAUAGCGUUCUGCCGGAUUUGCUGUACGGCAAAAUGAGCUGCCUUGCGUCACGAAAGAUACGUCAUCAUGAUUGCAUGUGGGCUGGGCUGUGCAUCAGUAAAGAGCAUAACAGGACGUUGCCCGCGAAGAAAAACUCACAGAUGCAGAAAAAGGUGCCGGCCGGUCGUAGUGUGUUGAUAUCGCGGGCAGGCAUAACUCAUAUAGGAAAUUCUUUGGUCAAUCAGCAACAACAGUGCCGUACAAGAAAUCUGGAGAGUGACGGAGAUUCAACUAGACCGGAAACACCGAGCUCGAGCUCCGAUACGGAGACGGAGGACGAGGGCCCGUUCUUCAGACACGAUCAGAUCAAUAUACACGAGAAAUUGUCCGAGUGCAUGUCAGACGCGGUUACCAAGGCUGUCCCAGUGAGCGAGGUCACUGGCCAGCUGGUCAGGUUCCAUGACAGGAGGAAAGAGGAGGAGGAAAAUCAGUGUCAAGUGCAUAGAGAGACCAAUAUCAGGAACACUCUGAGCGACCAUUGCUAUCAUCUGAAUCAGCCUAUUGGGAAGAACCUGGAACAUCUUGGUGUACAGACACCUUCUGAUUCCGCUAAUUUUGGACGUGUUUCGCUCGCCAAGUGGGAUAGGUUGGGAGCGGAUAGAAGAGAUGUUUCGUAUGACGUUCGUGCCAGCUAUGUGUGUAUGCGAGAGGAGGAAGAGAUCGACGUGGUGACCUUCGAGAAACCGUGCAGACCGGCGGCAUUACCAACGUACCCGAGCCUGGCCGACCAACAGCACUUCCAAUUAACGGUGAACACAGCGUUCAAAGAGAAAGCUCCUGGAACCAGACCACGUGGCCGACCUCCCUCGAAUCCAGCUCGGAAAAGGACCGCUCAAUCGGAGCCGAAGCCGGCGAAACGGGCCCGGCACAGGACUUACCAGAGGAGGACCAAGGUGGGACGAUGCGUAUCGUCGUCGCCCAAGAGCGUGUCGAGAAGCUCCUCCGACGACGAGCUGGACACCGAGAAGAGGAGUCUGCACAACAACAUGGAACGCCAGAGGCGGAUAGAGCUGAGAAACGCGUUCGAGGAUCUGCGUAUCCUCGUGCCAGCUGUCGAGAAGAAGGAGAAGGCGCCGAAAGUCGCGAUCUUGAGGCAAGCGGCUGUCUACUGUGAUACAUUGAACGAGAUGAACCAGAUCUCGAUGGCCCAGGUGGCGGAUCUGAGGCGGCGACAAGAGAGGCUUCGAACGAGGCUCAGUGUUCUAAGGAGGAGUCUCGCCAUGACGCGCUGAGGGAGAGACUCGGGAGAAUCGUGUCAGAUUCAGCCCACGAACACGCGAACCACACCAACCACUUGCUCGAAACGUACGAGUCGAAUUUGUUGUUACUCCCUCGGAGAGAAGAGAAUGGAGGACGAUGGAUGGAUGGAUGGAUGGACGAGCGACAAAUCUCUACUCGACGUUUCGAGACCGUAGGGACGAUUUUUUUUUCAAACACGCCUGCAUGCGAACGAGGAAGACUGCCUGACAUUGUUUAAUUUGACACUCUGACACUUGUAUCUGCCUUCGGUCGCACAGCAUAGGGGAAAGAAACGCUUCGAACUAGAGCAAGAUGGCGCCGUUGAGUAAGAAGCGUCGGGCAUUUUUAGUCCUGAUCAACGAGAAGAGAGAUGAACGUGUUGCGAUUCUCCGAUCCUAAUCGAAGUUCUCGGAACUUGGUCGGAUAUGGAUAAAUCCAUAUCCGUUUUAUCGUAUAAGAGAAACGAAUAUAUAUAUACAUAUAAUAUUUAUAUAUAUAUAUGUAUAUAUAUUUAUAUAUAUGCACACGUAAUGUCAAAAGCGUCCCAAGUUUCGUUUGCUUCGAGUUAAGGGGAGAAUCGAUGAAGGAUCGAUGAUAUUAAAUGAUGAUUCGUUCUGUCGAACGUGUACCAAGAACGAAGAGAGAAGAGAUGAAAUAUCGUUCGCAUAUAAUCGACACCAACAAACAUUGGAAGAGAUCGAAGAAACCGCCAAAAAAAAGGAAAAUAGCUUCGAAGAGGAUAUUUAUAUAUACGUAUAUUUGUAGAAGAGUUUCUUCGAAUAGCGAACUGCAAAAAAGGUGAAGGGAAAGAAUUGAUAGAAGAUCGCUUUGGCCGGAGUUCGCAGAAGGUAUAAAGGACGUAAAAAAAAAAAAAAAAAAAAAAAAAGGGAGAGACAAAAGAGAACAACGAUAGAUUCCGAAUUUCUCUUUGUCAUUGUUUCUAUUCUUUUUUUUUUUCUCGUUUUAUAUUAUAUAUAUAUAUAUUAUACACGCGCAUACGUACAUAUACGUAUAUACGAUUUAUCACGGUAAAAUGCACUGCGAGAAGAAAAAAAUCACGAGGCUUGAAUCGCGACGUCAAGAUAUAAAUAUUGAUUUUUUUUUUUUUUUCGAUCUCUUUCUCGAUCAGUGUCAUCUUAUCAGAGACAGAUAUUAUCGACUGAGACCGGUUUUCCUGGAGCUUGGGAACUCGUACGUAUUAUUUUAUAUAUAUAUAUAUAUAUGUUUCACGAUAUAUAGAGGCAAUAGAGCAACGAUGCACGGAAACGUUCGAUGAGGAUCGAGAUACGUGGCCUUCAAUCGAAUAUAUAACUAUUUAUCAUGCAUUUUUCACGAUACAUAUAUACACACACAAACAUAUAUAUUAUAUAUAUACAUACACGUAUAUGCACACUCGUGGUUUUUCGUUUUAUCGCGAAAGACUUGCAUUUAGAUUAUGUCGAGACAAAUCUCCAAGUGGGGAGAAAAAAGGAUUAUUAUAUUAAUAAUAAGAGGAGUCUCGAUGAUUUCGCGACUCGGUUCUCGAAUCGUUUGAUCCUCUGAUCGAUGCAAAAUCCGUGCGCCACACAAGAGAAGGGAAAACGAGGUGUUUUUUUAUCAACGAAUGUUGCACAUAUGUUUUGGGUAUCGUCGGUUCCCUAGCUAUAACUGGUCUUAGUACGUUAUUUCAGGGUUUGAACCGGUUUAUAUAGGUUGUAUCCUUCAUUUUUAGAAAAAUGAACGAGCGAAAAAGGAAGGAAUAUAUAUAUAAAAAAUGGAAAAUACACACGCAGCUUACGAUCGUCGAUAGAUCGUUCUUUUUCCAAAACUUGUAUCGAUAACAAGCGACAAAAAGAAAAGACGGCUGUUUCUCUACAUUUAGCGAUUUUAUAUAAUGCUUUUUACACGGUAUUUCUCGUCACGAUAAUAAUAAGAUAUAUAUAUAUAGUCAAAGCGAAAUUUAUAGAUCCUCAAUAGAUAGAUCCAUAGACAAUCGUACGAGUUUUGGAAAUUGAAGGGAAAAAUCACAAAUCAUAUAUAGAUAUUUAUAUUUCUCGUAAUUCUCGCAAUUUCACGUGUUUCAACGACUCCAGGCUAAAAAUUAUUUUCACAUUAUAGCAUGGAUGAUCGAGGGUAAAACUUGAAAUCGAUAUAUUUUUUUCUUUUUUUUUUUUUUUUUUUUUUCUUACUAUCGAUUCGUAAUCGAAGCAUUCGACGAACGAGCUCCCAAAAAGAGGCGUGUUUCGCGUUGCAAGGAUAGGAAACACGCGUUCGACAAUGCCAUUCAGCGGGAAGAAAAAAAAAAAAAUCACGGAUAACCGGGUGCGGUGAAGCCAACAAUACCUAUUCACAAAUCUCCUUCUUAUCGAAUUCCAUUGUUUUCACCAUUGCAAUCUCACUGGCUUUUUCGCGUCCAUAGCUAAUAGUAGUUACUUACAGAUCGAUUGAUGAUCGCUGUGCGAUCUUUUACGUUCCCGACGUGUCACGCCUUCGAUAAAAGAAGCCAUGGAUCCAAUAUUGAGCGUGUUGGCAAAGAGAGUGGCUGUAUUCUUGGGAAUUUUGCAAGUAGGUGAAAGAGCGUAUGAGUCACAAAACGUGUGUAGGUAGGGUAACAGUUUUUGCAUCUAGCACAACGGACACACACACACACACACACACACACACACACAUGUUGUACGUGCAUACGAUAUAUUGAAUGCUAAAGAGAAAGUCAUAGGACCGUGAAAGAGUAAUAUAGAAAUUUAGUCCGGUACCUUAACAUAAUUCCUUACAUUCUUUUUUUAACGUGUUACAUAAGGCAUAUACCAUGCAUCUCUUCCAUUUUUAGAUUCGUUUCAUUACGAAACGAAUAAUAUAUAUACAUAUAUAUAUAUUACCUAGCAAAUUUUCGGGUUGCGAAAAAUAUUCGAACCCCUUUCGUCUGUCUUCUUCCUCGUUCUUCUGAUCCGGCGAUGCCACGAAAAAAAAAAAGCAAUCGUGAUUGUGAAAUGUGUGAUAAAAUGUCGCGUGUAUAUUAUAUUUUUCUCUUUCUUUUUAUCGCGACUCCGUUUCCUUCCUUUCGCCGAUUUCUCGUCGUUGAGUGAUAAUUCACGAGAGAUCGCCUUGGGUGUUCUUUUUUUUCUUUUUUUUUUUUUUUUUUUAAAUGAAACGGGUGCAAUAAGAGAGAGACUACGCGAGCAGGAAUAUCGUUAGUUUCGUUGUUAAAUGAUCGUCGCGAGGAUAUAUGUGAUGAUAGGCUUCGUGGAAAGGAAGGAGGCGGAUUGCUGAAUUUUUUUUUUCUUGCUUUAUCAAUAUGUUUUUUUUUUUUUUUUUUUUUUUUUCCCUCCCUUGAUCGAUUGUUCCCCGAUUUCUCGGCUCGUUGCCCAAAGCUUUUUUUUUUUUUCUUUACGGCUGAGAAACGAAAAUCGAGUUAGAUGGAAAAGAGGCUUCCGGGAAUAGAAUUGUCUUCGAAUAGGAUCUUCCUUAUUUUUUAUUUUUUUGAUUCUCGAUCGUUAUACGCGGUACACGUUCGCGGAAAUGGAUGUGGGGGGGAUACAAUGGCGAUACACGAUUUUUUUUAUAAGAGAUGUGGAGAUCAACUUUUCUUUCUUUUUUUUUUUUUUUUUUUUUUUUUUUUUUUUUUUUUUUUUUUGGAUUUGAGGAUUCAAGUGGCCGCUACGCUUUUAAACGCGUGUAAAUAAAUGUAUAUAUUAUAUAGGAUGGUAUAUACACACGCAUACGUAACAUAAGCAGAUAUAUGCAUGUAUACUGCAAAUUUAUAUAAAAGGGGGAAUAUAUGAUAAGUGUAUAUGAGGUCAGAGAGAAAGGGAGGAGAGAGAAAGGAAAUGGGAAAGGGUGAAAAUUUGCGUGGAUAAGAGAAAUGAAUAUAUAAUGCUACUGAUUAUGGAUUAUAUUAAUAUUAUUAUUAAUUAUUAUUAAUUAUUAUUAUUAUAACUAUUAUUAUAAUUAUUAUUAUUAUUAUUACUAUUAUUAAUAUCUUAUCAACAUUUAUAUGAUAACUAUUACUAUUAUUACGAUUUUUUUUUCUUUUUUAGUUAAGAGUUUUUACUUAGCGUUUCACUGCUACAACAAUAUAUAUUAUAUAUACUAUAUAUAAUAAUAAUGAUAGUGACGAUAUAUAAUAGACUCUUAUGGGGGAAAAAAAAGGCAGAUAUAAAUAGUAAUUUCAACGCAUACGCAUAAAUGAUGAGGAUUCGUUCGAAUGAUUCGAACGAUCAUGGACGCCGCGGUCUUACAUAUAUAUAGAUAUAUAUAAUUAACAGAUUUUUUCACUGUUUGAUGACGAUUUGAAAUAUGAUCGGUACGUGAAAAAAAGAAAUAUUAUAUGGUAGGGAUUAUAUUAUAUUAUAUAUUACGAUGAAAAAAAAUAUAUAUAAAUAUAUGUCUAUGUAUAUUGUAAUUAACGAUAAUGAUGAUGAUGAUGAUAAUGAUGAAGGAAAAAAAAAGGAAAAUAGAAGAAAAACGGAAGGGUAGAUACGUUGAUAAUAUAACGAGCGCGAUUGCGAAGAUAUGUAAAGAUAUAAAUAGAAAAAAGAAAAAAGAAAAAAAAAAGAUUAAAAAAAAACGUCGUCGUCGCGGCCGAUCGCGGAAAAUUUACCCGGAAGAAAAUGCGUUUUAUACGGAAAAAAAGAGAAAAGAAGCCCAAUAUGUGGCGCCCUCGUGAGGGGAGAGAAAGAGAGAGAGAGAGAGAGAGAGAGAUAGGGAGAGAAAAAAUGAAGAAAAUGGUAAAACAAUGUGUUCAUUACAUUUGUAGGUAACAGUAUUCGUUUAUAUACAUACUUUUUACGGGCUAUAUCGAGAAAAAUAGGAAAAACGAUUAAAAAUGAAAAAGAAAAAAAAUACGUAAAAGAGAGAGAAAAAAAAAAAGAAAAAAAAAGGGGAGGAAACAAGAAAACGGUUACUCGAAAAUAUAAUAUAACCGGAACAAACUUCCGGAAGACUAGCUUUUUUUUUUUUUUUUUCCACGUAUACAUAAUACACCCUCAUAUACACGAUACAUCUCAGAUACGCAUGCACGCAAUGUACACACACACAAUGUACUCCUUUCCCUCGAUAACAUAACACGUUCACGCUAUAUGUAAUGACAUAUACAUGUACACGCAGGUAUUUAAAACAAAAAGCUUGUGUUUACGCGCGCGAGCGUUCGAAUAUGAAAAGAAAAGAAAAGAGGGCUGGAAUUUCGAAAGGGAAGCAAUACCACGCUCUCGCGACAAUGUCGGGCGAAAAUUAGAGGAGGAAAGUCGAGAGAGAGAGAGGGAUUUUCGAAAAAAGGAUUUUAAUAUUUACUGAGCAACAAAGAGGGCGAACGAUAUAAAGAGAUGGAGCAUUUUCUCCUCGAAGAGAAUCGACACCUUGGAUCGAAAACCAAAUGUGUGCACGUGCAUCCCGGAAAUAAAUGUCUCGACACGUAUUCCUCAUUCCUUCGACCGAUGUUUGUAAUACACACAUUCGACGCCGCCGCAUGCAUUCACACUUGCUAACUUUAACACUUUAUAUAUAUAUAUAUAUAUAUAUAUAUAUAUUUAUAUAUGUCCAUACACCACAUUUAUAAUACCAUACAAAUAGCAUAUACAUGUAGGGAGAGACACAGACACGGCAAACGUUAUAUACACACACACAGUCACACACCAGUUACACAUACACAGGUUAAUUAAAGACUAAUCGAACGACACAGACCUGAAACCUGAUUCGCAACCCAAGUGCUUCAAAUUUAUAUAGGUACAUAUUAAUCGCAGUAAUAAUGCAGUUCGGAACCACGGGUGGAACGCGUUUUUACGGAGUGUAGAGAGAAUAUAUGUGGGUAGGGAGGGUGGAUUCAACGCGGAAGAACUUUUCGAGUAAAAGUAAAAGUUCUCCAAAAAAAAAAAAAAGGCAGUCGAAGAGGCUUGACUUGGGGAAACCCGUUGUUUCCGGAGUACUUUUUGAUCGUGCAAAAAAACUACGAGAUACGAGAAGUUGAGUAUCCGAUGUGUGUUCCAGGGAAGAUUUUUCGUGCAAUUGAGCACGAUAUAAUCGUCGAGAGGACGUAUGAAUCCAUUUGUAAUAUGUAUUUCGGGAGAAAAAGUUUGACCUGUGCGCUUUUUAAAUAUACUAUGUAACAGAAAAUAUGGCUUUAUUCGUCGAAUAAUGAAAAAUGGAAAAAAAAAGAAAAAAGGAAAAAGGAAAAAGGAAAGAAAUGAAAUGAAAAAUGAUUUUAAGUAGAUAUUAUUAGCAAUUCACCGUAGAAAAAGAAGAAGAAGAAGAAGGGAAAGAAAAAACGAGAUAAUAUUCGAAUACCGAACGAGAUAUAUACACAAAGGCCUUACAAAUCGAAUCACAGUGUAAAGUUUCGACAUUCUUACAUCCGCGUGACAUUUUCUAGCCGUAGCUCCCGUUCUAUUUUUGACAGACUUUUUAUACGUUUAACCCUGCGAUCGCAAAUGACGAUAAUUAUAAAUAUAUAGAGUGCCGCUUUACGCGAUUACAGGAACGAUUAAUAUUAUAUUAUUACAAAAUAUAGAACACACACAGUAACGAAACGAAAAGACUAAAAACAGAAAAAAUAAAAAAACGAAAAAAAAAAACAAAAAAAAAAGAUGAAGAUGAAGAUGAAUGUUAAAAUGGAGGAGGAAAAAGAAGAUGAUGAAAAAAAAAAGGGGGAAAAUGUUUUUUAUAAAUGAAAAAUCGGAUUUAUUAACGAAAACAGAACGUUGUUCGCUAUACUCAGGAUAAUAAUAAGAGGCGCCUUAAUUUUUAACCGUUGUAAAAAAGAAAAAAAAGUGGAAAAGAAAUAAAAAAAGAAAAAAAAUUGAUUUCUGGGAAUAAACGGAAUACCUUCUCGCGUUAUGACGUCAUGUAUUUUACAUAAUACAUAAGAAAGAGUAAAAGAAGGAAAUAGAUGCUAUAAUAAUAUUUCUCUUCCUCUCCGCGUUGAAAUUUCUUCGAAAGAGGCUCGCGUUUCUUCUUUGAUUUCGCGGUUUUGAACGGGCGCGUGCUUGCGCGCGCGUGCGCGAGUCGCUAUCGAUCGAAUAAUGAAAGAAAAUGAAAAGGAAAAAGAAAAAAAAAAGAAAAGGAAGCAUUAUAUCGGCCACAUUUUUAUAGUUCUGCUUUUAAGAUAAAAAAAUUCGUUAGUUCGAUGCGACAAAAGGAAACUCAACUAUAUAUAUAUAUAUAAAAAAUAUAUAUAUAUAUAUAUACAUACCUCGCAAUAGAUUUCGCCUUCAUAAGACACAGUAGCCUUCUCUUCACGCUAAAUAAUAAUAAUAAUAAAUAGUGAAUCCCCGUUUUAUAGCAGCUCUCUGCUUUUUUUUGUUUUUCUAUUUUGCUCGUGUGUCCGACCUGUGAGUUCUCUAUAUCGUGCCAAAUCAUGAGAGAAGGGAAGGUGAAUCGAGAGAAAGAAAAAGAAAGAAAGAAAGAAAGAAAGAAAGAAAGAAAGAAAGAGGAAUCAUAGUUAAUACAUUUAGCUAAGCAUUAUUUUUUUUUUUUUUUUUUUUUAGCCAAAUUUAGUACGAUGAUUAUGACUAUGCUUUAAACCGUUUAAACUCAAUUAAUUCGGAAAAGAGCGAUUUAGAUAUGAUUUAGAAAUAUAUAUAUAUAUUUUUUUUUAUUCUUCCCUUUUCCCUGUUCUUUUGUUUCGUUUUAUCACCAUAUAUAUAUAUAUAUAUAUAAUCGUGUAUAAUUUUUUUUUUUCAUUUCUCCCUUCGAUUGACUAAAAAAUUUCCCUAAGCCUUCUCUCGACAAAGACAUUUCUUCGAAAAAUUGCUCAGAGAGUAACCCUCGCCGUUGGAUCGUGGAAACGUGUUUUCUUUCUUUUUUCUUCUUCUUUUUUUUUUUAAUCGUUUUCAAUACAAUCUUCUUUCUCGUUUUUGCUAUACAUUUUUUUGUUUCUCCCGGUUAAUUUGCGAAACGCUUUUUUAUCGAGGCUUCCUAUUAUUCUCCUUCAUUUCUUUUCUUAUAUAUAAAAUAUAUACAUAUAUAUAUAUAUAUGUAUAUUAAAAAAUAAAAAAAAAUAUAUACGAUUUUGUAAUUUUAUAUAAGGAUAUAAAUAUAUUUCGCACAGUUUCUUGAAUAUGCGUCACGUGAUCAACCGGGAGACCUGUAGCUUUAAAGAUUAGGCGCGUUGUUUGAAAUUUUUAAAAAAAAUCUUACAAUUUUACGACUCUUCUCCUGUUCUGUAAAUAGUGUUUAACGUUCAACGCAAUCCUGAAAGAAAUAAAAAGGAAAAAGAAAAUUAAAGAACAUAGUUAUCGAUAAAACGAGAUUAAAAUGGAAUAUACAGAGGGAUGAGAUAUUAUAGGAAUUUAAAGAUCGAAUUUUAAAGAUUACUAACGUAAAUAAGAUUACAGAUUAUUACACACAGAAAAAAAAUAACACGUUUCCAAGAUCUGACAGCGAUUUUGAAGAGUGCAAACGUACCUGCUAGCCACAUAGACAUUAAAAAUAAUCAUAGUUAAUUGUAUAAAAGGACAGAGAGGUGGUAUAUAAGGAAGAUUGCGCGUUUUGUAAACGACAUACGUCGACGUAGCUUUAGCUUAGGAAAGGACAACGCAAUUAUAUACUAUUAUAAUACUGUUAUCAUUAUAUAAGUAAAAAAAAAAAAAAACGACUCGAAGUGGCGCGCGAGAUUCGUGUUCAAAUGUGUUCUAUCAGAUAUAAAAAAAAAAAAAAAAAAAGAAGAAACGAAUAUAUUUUCAUUUUUGUUCUUAUCUAUUUUUCUUAUCAUUAUUUCUUUUUGUUCGUUUUUACUUACUGAUCCGUAAAUACGUAAUGUAAUUAGGAUAAUUUUAUUCACACGUUAAUCUAGAUCUUACGCGGGCACGAACGAAUCUUGCGAUCUCCACGGUGUUUCCUUUUUGUAAACUUUUUUUUUUUUUUUUUUUUUUAAAUGUACACGAGUGCAGUUUCAGAUAUAAUUAUAAAAAUAUGCGCAUACAGUACAGAGAACGUCCCCUCCUCCGAACACAACGAUAUCAUAGAUAGAACGAUUAUGCAACGUGUAUCUUUUCUCUCGUGUUCUUUUGUUUCCGCCUCCCCCCUCCCCUUAUUAUACGCGUAUCUUUCUUUUUUUGUUUUUGUUUUUUGACUUGGAAAACGUGUGUGGCCGACGAUAUAAAGAGAUGAUCGUUCGCUGAAUUUUCUUUUUCUUUUUGCAACGCAUACUUUUUUGCAAUAAACAAUGCCAGGGAGGACGAUUUUUCAUUGAUGUGUGCGCGAUGUAGUGCAAGUGUUUACGGAUGCGAAGAAAAAGAUACGAUUAGCCAAUAAUUGAAACGUGUAGGAAAGGUGUAGUGAAGAGAAAGGGAGAAAGUGAGAGAGGGAGAGAAAGGGUUUGACAAUGAGAAAACGAGUGAUAAAGAUGCGAGAGCGAGACUGAAAGAUUCCGAGGAUUCGAGAGUGGUUCUUUUUUUUUUUUUUUUUUUUAUUAUGAAUGUAUAAGAUAAAAAAAAAAUAUAUAUAUAUAUAUACAGUUUCCUAUGUGAGAAACAAACGUGUAAAAUCGUGUUAAACCUCCAACGUUUUUUAUAAUAAAGAUAAAUAGGGAGGGGUUAAUACACGUGCGUCAAUGAGGUAAGAAGAGGGUGAAGUUAUGAGGUAUCUUCUCUUCUAACGGAUCUAUAUUUUCAGGGGCCCCCCGGGGGAGGGGAGAAGGGUUCUCGACGAGAAUACUUAAACGUAAACUUAGGUUUUUUAUUCAGAGUAAAACAAUAUUUUUUAUUUAUCCCUUUAUUUUUAUAUGACGUUGCUACUGGAAACCGUUUCUAGAGUGGGAGGAUGAAGAUUGACGCGUGAAAGGGUAUCGGGAUGAGUGGAUGAGAAAACGUCAGAAUCGAACGAAAGAGGAGAGAGAGCGAGUGGACGAGAGAGGGUGAAAAUAGAACGAAGAUAGGGGGGGGAGGGUUUAAUUAAAUUGAUGAGCCGGAUGAGUGGUAACCAGAGCUACACAACGAAAAUGUACCAUCUUUAAAUAGAAGAUGGGGUGUAAAACGACGGGGAUCGUUAUAUAUAUAUAUAUAUGUGUGUGUAUAAAAUCCUGGGAUAGAAUAGGAGUUGGAGGAAAAAUAGUGGAAAAAAAAAAAAUAAAUAAAUUGGGAACCCCGACAACACAGAUUUUCGAACUGCGAUAUUCAUGUUAUACUAUAUUAUAUAUAUAUACAUAUAUAUUAUAUAUACAGAUAGACCGAUAGAAUCUCUUAUUUUUGCAAGAAAACCAGAUUUCCGAAAAAUGGAAAAAAAAAGUAAAAGUGAAAAGAAAAAAUAUACUGAAAAUAAAACAACCGUUCGUCGUUAAGCGACAAGGAAGACGAGAGAGACAUGCGUUUUUCGAUACAAUUUUUCUUCUUCCAAUUGUUCGAUUUUUUUAUAUUACGUGUACAAUCACAAUGUAUAUUAAUUUUUUUCUUUUUAAUAAAAUUCCAUUAUUAUCUUUCUUCUUACUCGUUGAUUAUUGAAACAUCGAUGUGUUUCCGGUUUCGAUUGAAACCAGAAAUUGAGAAAAUACAUCCAAAUACAUUUCUUUCGUCUUCAUUGAUCGCAUUUAAUUCGACGAACGUGCACCACAGAGACUUAGCCGCUUUAAACCGGGGGUGGCGUCGUUGGAAUUUCGUCUCGAUUCUCGCGACGAUACAAGCUUUCUACGUAAUCACGGAUAAUUUUAAAAGAGAUAAAAAAAAAAGGAAAAAAAGGAAGAAAAGAUGAGAAAUUGCGUAAAGUGUAAAUCGAGGGACCCUACGUUCCGACCGUAUAUGAGAUAUAACAAAAUUGCGCUUUUUUUUUUUUAGAAAAAAAAAAAAGAAAAAAGAUGUUUAGGAAACAUGAUGAUGAGGGGAAAAAAGAAUAAAGAAAAUUUUAUCCUCCCUUCGAGAGGGAUGGAGAACACAGAGUUUUUACAUUAGAAAAGAGAAUUUUGACCUCGCAAACUCAAAGUUCUCCGUGAAAGAGAAAGAGAGAGAGAGAGAAUGAGAGAGAAAGAAAGAGAGAGAGAAAGAGAGAGAAAGAGCGGGUAGAUAUAAUCGUCUAGGAUUUGAUGCUAAUUACCUUAUUAUUCUAUUAUCGAUUAUCGAGCAAUACUGUUAAGAAUUAUUUAACGAUUAACGGUAAUAACGAUUGUACUACUCACUUUGUAUUAUAAAUAAUAUUUAAUAUAUAAUAUUAUAUAAUAUAUUAUAUUAUACACUUUAUAUAUAAUAACCAAUAUACGCAUAUAGAACAGCAUAUAUAUAUAUAUAUAUAAUCUUCUACCUAAUAAUAUAAUAUAUUAUCGAUAAUAUUAAUAUUAAUUAUUAAUAACGAUAACACAUUACUAUUUCGGUAUGGUUAUCUCUGCGUGGCUAAAAGGGAGAGAAUGCUUCUCGAAUUUUUCAUUUUCUCAUCGAGAACGCUUUCGUGAAUUUUUCUAUAUAUACAUAUAUAUAUAUAUAUAUAUAUAUAUGUAUAUAUAUAUAGAAAAUAUAUAUAUAUUUACGUAUGUUGUAAUGAUUCGUGAUCGGCCGAUCUCGCGGAUAAUAGACGAAGUUAAACUGGACCCACCUCCUUAUUAAAACUAAACGAAUAAAUAUAUAAAUAAAUAAGAUAAAUAAAAUAAAUAAAAUAAAAUAAAUAAAUAAAAAAAAAGAGUUCACUUGUACCUAUACCUCGAACGAUUGUUGGAUAAAGAGUUUAGGAAGCGGAAGGGAACGUUACGAUUUUAUGAUUUUUUAACGAGAGAACGAUCGCGGUUUGUCGUUCCCCGAUAACAUCCGUGUCCUUAGCCACCAUCCCCUUUUGGUGGUCGUCCUUUCCUCCCUCCCUCCCUCCCUCCCUCCCUCUCUCUCUCUCUCUCUUGUUUCUUAUUUUUCCUUCCCUUCCGGUGGCGCACGCCACCUUUCGAGACCGGAAGUUGUCGGGGAAAGCGUGCAAAAAAACCUAAGAGUCACCCCCGUAAAAUUAAUUUACGUAACAUUUUAUUAAUGUAUACAUAAAUACGCAUACGCAUGUUAACCGCGGGGAAAGAAUGAAAGAUGAAAAAAAACAAAAAAGGAAAAAAAAAACGAAGAGAGGAACUAUAUUAUAUUAACUAACUAACGAUAAGCGAAGCGCAUCGCGGUGAAUUAAGACACAACAUUUAUUAUACAACAUAUACUAUUAAGGGAUGUGCUUGUGUACGCGUGUACGCACACGAUUUUUUUUUUCUUUUCCUCUCUUUUCUAUUCGCGCCACGUGUAUACGUGUACACGGUACGUAACGUACAUACACACACACACACACAUAGGUACACACAUUACAAGAUAGAUAGAAGGAUAAUAAAAUGAAGAAGUAAUAUUUAUUCCACAAGUUAAAGAAAUAGUAAUAUUAGAAGUAAUAUUUAUAUAUCUAUAUUUACUAUUUGCAUAUUAUAUUACGACGUAACUCUACGCCCCAUCCCCUGAUUGGGGAUGGGCGGGGUGGAUUUUGUAUAGGAAGGAUGCGACAAAACGUGAGAGAAGAAGAAAAAGAGAAGAGAAAAGAAAUUCGAAGGUGAGGUGAGAGAGAGAGUGCACGAGAGUGUGAAAGAGAUGGAAGGGAGACGAGAGAAGAUACAUGUGCUUGUUUGUAAAAUGGAAGUGUUGAAAAAAGGUACAGAGAGUGAGAGUGAAAUUAAA